This is a messenger RNA of Eucalyptus grandis, 2718 nucleotides long. RefSeq lists its product as uncharacterized. The transcript has 2 exons. The coding region runs from base 574 to 2271 and encodes 565 amino acids. The record is from RefSeq and is a predicted model, not a curated record. Lineage: Eukaryota; Viridiplantae; Streptophyta; Magnoliopsida; Myrtales; Myrtaceae. Gene Ontology annotation, biological process: positive regulation of growth.
UCACAGUCCCCCCUCUGUCUCUCUCUCUCUCUCGUUCGCAAGCUGCGAUUUUUAAGCUUCUUGGAGCUCCGCUGUUGCUUUUUCUCUGCUGCUUCCUCCCCAUCAUUCCCUCGCCAUUCUCUUGUUCCCUCCAUUACUUCAACCACCGCUGCCGUUCCAUCAUUCCCCACCUCUCUCUCCUCGACCCCUUUUUCCCACGCCUCCACUGAACGCUGUCUCGCCAAAGCAUCGCGCGGGGUUCUCCACGCCCUGUUUUGUGCUCUUUCGGCUUUCUUGAGCGCCUGGUUUCGAUAAAAGUUGAUGACUUUUUGACGCGGUUUUGCUUUAGCCUCGCUUCCAUUGUUUCCAAGUACAGAAGACACCCUUCACGAAUCUCUCUCCUCAGAGAUCUUUACUGCGCUCAAAUGGGUCGACAUUGACUUGGGUUCGGUGGAAAGUGCUGUUCUUUUGGGGACCCGGGACGAGUUUCUUGUUCUUGUCGGCCUCUUUGGGGUGGUGAAUUGUGGAGGGGUUGGUUGUUUUGGGGCUGCUUCAGAUCUUGGGAGCAUUUCCGUGGGGAUAUCUUGAGCAGAGAUGGUUGCAGAACCUUGGAUACUCAAGAUGGGCAAUCAGGUGAGUGCGAAUCUCAAGCACGCUCUUCUUUUAGAAAGUUCCAAGAAAAGGAGGAACCUUAAGAAGCCGGAGGUUAAGCAGGUUAUUGGGAUUCUCUCUUUCGAAGUGGCUGAUAUAAUGUCCAAAACUGUUCACCUGCACAAGUCCUUGUGUGAUGGGGAGAUAGUGAAGCUCCAAAAUGAGAUCUUGAAGUCCGAGGGGGUUAGGAGGUUGAUUUCGUCGGACGAGUCUCGGAUUCUAGAGCUUGUCCUGGCCGAGAAGCUCGAUGACCUGAGCCGGGUGGCUGGUGUUGUUUCUAGGCUCGGUAAGAAGUGUAGUGAGCCCGCAUUGCAGGGUUUCGAGCAUGUGUAUGGGGACAUAAUGAAUGGAGUGAUUGAGGUCAAGGAUUUGGGGUUCCUAGUGAAGGACAUGGACGGGAUGGUGAGGAAGAUGGAGCGGUAUGUGAGCACGACGACAAAUUUGUUCAAUGAAAUGGAGGUCUUGAAUGAGUUGGAGCAGGCAACGAAGAAGUUCCAGAAUAACCAGCAUGAGGAGAGCCGGCGCGCUUUUGAGCAGAAGCUGAUUUGGCAGAAGCAAGACGUGAGGCAUCUUAAGGAUGUCUCUCUUUGGAACCAGACUUAUGAUAAGGUUGUAGAGCUUUUGGCAAGGACGGUGUGCACGAUAUACGCGAGGCUUUGUGCUGUGUUCGGCGAGUCUGCUUUGAGAGGGGAUGUUUCGGGCUUUGUUAGAGGAAAUUCUUCUCCGGUGAUGAACAACCGUACUUAUGGUUCUGGUCAGAUUGGCGAUUUUGGUACGAGGAGAGGUGAAGUAGAGUUAUUUCACGCUGAAGAUUUUAAUUUUCCAUGUGUGACUAGCCCUGGGAGAAUUUUCAUGGAUUGUCUUAGCCUGAGCAGCUCGGUUUCAAGAAUAGAUGAUGAUGAUGAUGAUACCUUGGAUCAUGACGAGCAAAGUAGCCAGAUUUCCGGGUGCGGCAGUAUUUUCAGUGGAAGCAUAAAGAAAGAACAAUUGACAUAUUCUGGCUGUGCUGGUCAAUCCCAUUUCUCGGUGUCUUCCAUCAGCAGUCAAAGGCUAUCCAAAUCAGCUGUCAUAGGCAAUCCUCAGUUCGGUCCCAAGAGUAGAUUAGCACUCUUUGCCUCUCCAUCCACCGUGGGAGGUUCUGCUUUAGCCUUGCAUUAUGCAAAUCUCAUAAUUGUUUUAGAGAAGCUGCUGCGAUAUCCUCAUUUGGUCGGCGAGGAAGCUAGAGAUGAUUUAUAUCAGAUGCUACCUACAAGCUUAAGAAUGUCCAUGAAGACUAAUCUGAAAUCGUAUGUGAAGAACUUGGCUAUAUAUGAUGCUCCGCUUGCCCACGAUUGGAAAGAGAGACUUGAUGACAUACUAAGGUGGCUUGCCCCGCUGGCACAUAACAUGAUCAGGUGGCAAAGUGAACGUAACUUUGAGCAGCAUCAAAUUGUUACCCGAACAAAUGUUCUUUUGCUUCAGACACUGUAUUUUGCAGACAGGGAAAAGGCUGAGGCGGUAAUAUGUGAGCUACUCGUCGGGUUGAAUUAUAUAUGUCGAUAUGAGCUUCAACAGAAUGCAUUGCUGGACUGUGCUAGUAGUUUUGAUUUUGAAGACUGUUUGGAAUGGCAAAUGCAGCGCUCUUUUUCUUACCUUAGUUGAGUACAUUGCUAAUGACUAAAUAUUUGCGCGAAGAAAAAUGAUACAAGUAGAGGUGUGUACACAAUCUCUUUACACUGAAGAUUUCUUUUGUUGAAGAUUGUAGCUUUUUGUACUUUGUCAAAAGGUAUGGAAAGUUUUGACUGCUCUCAUUUCACAAAUUCAAUUCCUAAUCUCUGUGCUGGAGAUGUAUAUAUUAGUCUAUGUAUAGCAGUGGUGCAAACGAUUUGUCAUUAGUUAUGUACUCGUUAAUGAAAAUUUCACUUCAGUUUCCCGUCACUAGUGUCCUUCCAAUCAAUUUGUACUUCGAAUCUACUGAACCAUCUGCUUACUUGGCCAAACUGAGCUGUCUAUUUGUGAAUUGUGAGCGGCUUUUGCUGCACGAGUAUUGUGUGACAUUGAUAACCAGAUACUAGUGGCAAUUGGAGGGCAACUUCAUAUUUUGCGCGA